Molecule: messenger RNA, 1443 nt
Organism: Salvelinus sp. IW2-2015
Lineage: Eukaryota; Metazoa; Chordata; Actinopteri; Salmoniformes; Salmonidae
Product: GSK-3-binding protein
Cellular component (GO): cytoplasm
Source: RefSeq, a predicted model, not a curated record
GCUCGCUUACUUGCUUUUCUGCCGAGCAACGUGGUGAGAGGAAGGAACUGAGCUACGCUCCCAUUCAUUUCGAAACUACAGCCAAGAAACACACAAAAUACAACAAAAUGCCUUGUCGAAAGGAGGACUACAUCCUCUUGGAGCAGUCUGUUACCGUCGAUUCAAAAGAAGUGGACGCUUUGGUCACGAAAAUCGGUGAGGCGCUGCAGCUUCACAACAAUAGUGCUAAUCAGAAGACGAUGUCAUGUCUCCACGGUCUCACCAGCAACUGCAGCAGUAACAACAUCAUCAAACAAGCCAACAAUGGCGUGGCCCUGCAAAAACGUACCGGGUGRUGCAUACGGCUUCGAAACCGGAGGCAACGUAGUAACAGAGCUAGUCCAUACAGUUUCCCUGGCUCAAGUAACCAGGCGUGGGACAAUUUCAAACGUUGGGACCGAAAGGGGAUCAACGCAGCUGUCGAGAAGGACGACCCACAUCAGUUACUUCAGGAAUUAAUAUUGUCUGGGAAUCUAAUCAAAGAAGCAGUCAGGCGGCUGCAGUUCUCUACGACGGAGUGUGGAGAUAUUUCGGACAAUCUGCAAUGCUGAUGUUGCGGACAAUGUAUUCAUUAAUGAUAUUUUACGGACAAAACUUAAACUAUUUUGCUGACAUAGCUAGACUAUACAUGUUGAGAACGAUUAAAUGUCAUGGUGGUAACGUCGUUAGCAUGUCUACUUUGUGACCGCUAAUUUAGGUUUUUCAUUUAGCCAAUGAGUUAGCUAGUUAACGUUAGCCAUGUUUGUAACUCACUUCAUCUUGAUGGUUCGUUAGAUUUUUGUUUAUGGGUGGGGACUCCUUUUCCCACUUCGUUGGCUUAGUUAGUAGCUAGUUAUGUAAACCAAGUGAAUGUUAUGUCAACCAAGUGAAAGCUUUACGUUGACAUUGUUUACAAAUCUAAUCUCAGGCCGCCAACAUUGCCUGUUUUGGUCCUUUAGUUUGAAUCGGGUCGUUUCAAAUCUAAGGUCUUACGUUACUAGUUAGCAUUCUAGGCUAGCGCCACACUCAUACCAGGGUUAAUUCCUAACCCCCAGCAAGGCAGCACUGUGACUACUUCGACGGCAGCUUUGUAUUUCCUUUACCCAGAAGGAACGGGAUCGACAACCAGCUACCAAACCGUGUAAMAGACGGAGGCAGGCGACAUUUCAAAUGGUUCUGACUAAAUGUCUCUUCGAACUGGUUGGGGGCGGUGUAUUUUUUUUCUCUUCAUAAUGGGAUACGGAUGUGUUUCAUUUCCCCAUUGUCUGUGUCAAGUGAUUUACCAUGACCACUUCGCAACGAAGUAUUUUAUAAUGUUCCUGAGUAUUCAGGCCUUUGUCUUAAAAUAAACARGGUGUUUUUCAAUUUUGUGUGUGUUUUUCGCCAUCAGAUAAAGGUUCCAAUAAAAUAUAGCAAGUAACUACA